Ostreobium quekettii is the source of this 873-nucleotide messenger RNA. NCBI's taxonomy places the organism in Eukaryota, Viridiplantae, Chlorophyta, Ulvophyceae, Bryopsidales, Ostreobiaceae. The record is from the annotation of a GenBank genome assembly.
AUGUCGGAAGCGGCCAUGGCGUGUGGCGGCGGGCGAUCUGCGUCAAGGGCCUCGCGAAGGGCAGUGCGGGUGCAUUCCUGCGCGGUUGCGAUUGUGUUAUUGAUCUUUGGAACUCUCAUUACGGAGCAGCCAGCUCGGGGAAAGGGCAUCUCAGUGUUGCUUCCAGUCCAGAGAUUCCCCUAUCAUGUUAUUCUGAAAGGUCACGGCCAAGAGCAGAUGUGCAAUGGGAUCAUCAUUAGGGAGAGGGCCAUCCUCACAACUGCAACGUGCUUGGAAUCUCUUGGAGGACGACCCAUCGCCAUGAUAAACACAUUAGACGAAAGCUACAGAGGGAGGACUGAUGUCCAAGGAGUGUCCAUGGCAGGCUGGUGGUGGGAGGAGGUGUGGGUCGAUGACUGGCGGCUGCAUCCCACGUGGACAGGCAACAGAUCAGUCGGCGUCAACGCUGCGUUGCUGAAGCUUCACAGGCCUGUCAGUGUUCCAUGGCCGACUGUCGCCGAUUUCGGCUACCCUUUACUACCAAAUUCACGUGUCCACACCAUUCAGCCUGAAGGUUGCGAGAUUAGGCUGAGCCGUCAUGACGUGGUUGAUGAUGUCCUGUGCCCCGGAGGCGACAUGGAUGGCAUGUUCUGUGCUUAUCCAUGCACAGGCCUGCACCAGGGUUCCGCCAUGUUGGUCCUGGACGAACCCCCUUGGACGGCACCCAAUUUUUCCUUAACGAUGGGCAGCCCGGAACUGGACCUUCUCGUUGGCGUCUGCCCAAGCUGUGACUCGUCCUUCUGCAGCAACAGCGUCUUGGCCUGCGUUCUGGUCGGCCACCUCCGCCCCUGGCUCGACAUGUUGGCCGCUAAGGAAGACUGGGUGCCCCAUUGA